AACCUACUUCUCGUUUACUAGAAGAUAGAGGAUAGACUUUAAUAUUUGACUAUACAGCAGAAAUUAGAAUGAGAAAACUACUCCUCUUUGGUGCAAUAUGCAUUGGUAUAUAUGUUGCCUACGAAGUUCAACGAAUUGAUGUACCAGCAGGUUUUUCAAAACCUGGAUCCUUAAGGAUCGUUAAAUUCAUUUACGGCGGCAUCAAUGACCUCCAAAAUUUGUGUGUUUCUCUCGGAUUAGUCUCUUUUUCUGACGGAAAACGCUUUAUCUUCAAUGCGCUUGCAUCUACAUCCGACAUAUUCAGCAGAGAUCGUGAUUGGACGGAUGCAACUUGGGAUAAUACAAAGGUUCGAAUCUAUACUAAUGAUAAAGUAGAAGAAAAUGGUCCAGCUUUCGUGUUCAUCCAUGGCGGAGGUUGGGUUAGCGGCUCACCGAAAUCACAUCAUCCUGUUGUUCAGAAAUUAUUCAACGAAUUGCAAAUAUUUACGGUUUCCUUAGAUUAUAAAAUGGCUCCUGAGCAUAAAUAUCCUGGUCCAGAGGAUGAUUGCGAAGCGGCAAUUGUUUAUUUGAUGAAAAAUGCAAAAAUAUUCAAAAUUGACCCAAAGAAAAUUAUGGUUGGAGGAGACAGUGCCGGGGGGCACCUUAGUAUUCAGAUGGCACAUAGAUUUGUUAACAGACCAGAUCACCUUCCCUCAUUAAGAUCAAUUAUUUCCAUCUAUCCAGUUACUCAGCCGUAUAGUCUUUCGGGACCUAGUUAUAAAGUCAAUGAAAAUCACCAUCUAUUGCCAACUGAAAACAUGGCGAAAUAUUGGUCGCUCUAUAUGACUGGUACGUUUGAGUGGGAGGAGAUAUUUAGAAAGAACCUUCAAACUAAGUGUUCCUAUUUGAAAGAAUUGCAUCAAUCCAAAAUACUAGAUUUUCAUUUUCCUAAUAAAUAUGAUUAUGGAAAAGAACUAUCAGAAAACGAAGAAUGCGAAUAUAGCAAAGAAUUUUGGGAUCAAUACGGAUAUCUAUUCCAAGACGAUAAAUUCUCGAUCCUUUUAAAAAAUUUCACAAACUUUCCACCAACUUUUCUCGCAACAAUGCAGUACGACGUUCUCCGGGACGAUGGUCUCCUCGUUUUAAGGAGACUUCAGAAAUAUGGAGUUAAAGUGGAACAUUAUCACGAUCCCAAAGGAUUUCAUGUUCUUCUCAAUCUGGUUGACUUCUGCCUCGAAAACAAACAGUUGAUAGGAUCCAUAGUUCAAUUCAUUAAACAACAUAGUUGA
Dimorphilus gyrociliatus is the source of this 1268-nucleotide messenger RNA. The record is from the annotation of a GenBank genome assembly. NCBI's taxonomy places the organism in Eukaryota, Metazoa, Annelida, Polychaeta, Dinophilidae.